AAAGAAGAUAAAGCCACAAAGGCAGAAUUCUGUCUCUGGGCCUGUGAGAUUUUCUUAUCAAACGCUGCAUCAUGUGACAGAAGCCUUAUCUUUUUUAUAUAAACCUAUGUUUAGUUAAGAAUGCAAAGGCAUCAAACUGAACAAAUGCACUCUGUUUUAUUUGUAUUUGAUGCUCUUUAACCACUCAGGAACCUGCAGGCUAGGUCACACCUCCAACUCAGAGUUCGUUAGAGGAUUUCAGACAUAACUAUAUCAGCACCACUACAAGCAGUUAUUCAAAAACUUCCUGCUAAAUCUCCUCUGGAAUUGGGAGGCCUCCUACAAGCCUGAACUUAAUAAUUAUGAAUGAGAGUAUCACACAGCUGCUGGGAGAAUUAGUGUUAACUUGUUGGGCGCUUCAACAUUCCAUUCAGUGGAGGAGAGACCAGUCAAACUUGUUUAAAUUUGACUAAUUCCAGUGAAGAGGUCCAAAAACAAGCUGUUGAACAAGUAAAAACAAGUGGAUCUACAAUGAAUUCAGCCACCUUAAUGAUGCUGCUCGACCUGCUGAGUUCCUCCUGCAGGUUGUUUGUUGCUGAAUGGAGGUCCUAAAGGAGUUGUUCAAGUUGGCGCCCUUCUUGCUGAGUGUCGGUAUUUACUUUGUCCUGGCGCCACAAUCUACCUGUCCAAUAUGGAUGAGAGCUUUCCUGAAAUGCUUGCCGAUUCUGUUCCUGUGCAUGUAUAUUUUGACCCUUGGAGUAAAUGUGCACAUGCACUCCAAAACUCCAAAACUCCUCGCUGGCCUCCUAUUUUCAGCAGCUGGAGAUGUCUUCCGCACCCUGUCCACACAGCUGUACCACAUUCACGGUAACUCCUUGUUUGGGCUCGCGCAUAUCUGUUACAUCUGGAUGUUUGGUUUGAAACCUUUAAACCUGCUGGCAGGCCUUUUCCUGGUGAUUAUAGGCACUGUAUAUUUGCUGUUCCUCAGCAGAUGCCUCCGGGACCAAAAGCCCUUUCAGUGGGCAGCCUACAUCUACAUUAGUCUAAUAGGAGCCAUGGCCUGGCGUGCUAGUGCAGGCACACUCUUCAAUCGGAACUGGUCUUGGGUCAAACUGUUUGCCACUAUUGGAGGAAUGCUUCUUGUAGUAUCUGAUUUCACCUCUGCAGUUAGUGCAUUUUGUUUUCCUGUGUAUAACUCCGGAAUGAUUACAGCCACCUAUUAUAUAGCCCAGAUGCUUAUCACCCUCUCAGCUGUAAACACUAGGAACACAAUUGUCAGAAACAGAAAAUAAAGCAACUUACCAUUGUGUUACACUGUAAAGCAGUUGAGUAUGUCAUUCUGCAGCUGAUAAGACAUUGAGGUAAUGGCAGACUGGAAAUAAAGGCUCUUUUUUUUAACUGAUGCAAAGACGUAAGCCUUAUUCUUCUCCUCGUGUCUUCUUCUCUUGCC
Pristis pectinata (smalltooth sawfish) is the source of this 1429-nucleotide messenger RNA. RefSeq names its product lysoplasmalogenase-like protein TMEM86A. The record is from RefSeq and is a predicted model, not a curated record. Bases 579 to 1271 code for a protein of 230 amino acids. The transcript is spliced from 4 exons. Gene Ontology annotation, cellular component: membrane. Lineage: Eukaryota; Metazoa; Chordata; Chondrichthyes; Rhinopristiformes; Pristidae.